Dovyalis caffra is the source of this 228-nucleotide messenger RNA. NCBI's taxonomy places the organism in Eukaryota, Viridiplantae, Streptophyta, Magnoliopsida, Malpighiales, Salicaceae. The record is from the annotation of a GenBank genome assembly.
AUGGAAAGUAUUUACGGUUACGGUGGUUCGAGCAACAUCUAUGAUGGCAACACUAAGGUCAUGUCAAUGAAGGCUUUGAUGGGAGAUGUAGACGGUAGGGAAAAAUCCAACCAUGCGGUGGUUCCGGACAACAACAGGGGUGAUGAGCUAUUAGCGAUAGCGUCUAAUGCCGCUCCGAGAUCCGGCUCCGUCGCUUUAAGAUCCGGUCACGCUACUCUACCCACCUAG